This is a messenger RNA of Haemonchus placei, 3252 nucleotides long. NCBI's taxonomy places the organism in Eukaryota, Metazoa, Nematoda, Chromadorea, Rhabditida, Trichostrongylidae. The record is from the annotation of a GenBank genome assembly.
AUGUCUUUACGGACGUCCGUUGCGCUCUUUUGCCUGACUUUGCUCGUUGUUAUCGAAGAUGUGAAACCAUCGUCAUGCGCUUUCUACUGCUUCGUCGUUCCAUCAAGGAAGGACACCUUCGACAUCGCGCCUUUCCACAAUUUGUCGUGCACCCACUUUGUCUAUGGAUUUUCUCGUAUACGACCCGACAUGUCGCUACGUUCUAUCACGUCCCGAGACAAUCUGGAGAUAAUGAGUCCCGGAAACUUACGCAAAUUCUUAGGGCUAAGGAAUACACAUCCACAUGCCACACUACUCUUGGGAGUGCAGAUGACGGCAAAUGACGUCUUUCAAGAUGUUCGCCACGCUAGACGGACAGCGGAGCUCAUAACCUACUCGGCUACAAAGAGGCAUUUUGAUGGCGUGUUCCUUCGCAUGGAAGGGCCACCUCUCGAGUCAUCCACUUCACAGCACUUCCUUUCUGCCUUGUCAUUGACCCAAUCAGGAGCGCCCUCUCAGACGACGUUGGCGAUUUCUCCUCGAUGGAUGUUACGGGUCAUAAACCGACUUUAUGAAUUUGCCGACUAUGUUGAGCACAUAUACCUUGACAUGGAAGAACUACCAUCCUCUGAAGAUCCCUAUUCGGUGCGCCAUGUGGAUCCCCUCAUGCCGUCCGACUCGAUUCCGCUGGAGGAUACGAUCAGUGGAUCAGUUGACAAGAUGCUGAGCAGCGGAGUACCAGCUGAAAAAAUCGUCGUCGGAUUGACUAGUGGAGGACAAUCGUACAGGGUUCGUAAUCCCAGGACUACCAAUCAUGGCGAUAUUGCGAUGCAGGAAGGAGUUCGUCGGCGUCUGCAGGAUAUUUGCCUCCUGACCAGAACUUCACUCGACGCCAAAGCGGCAUGCACAGUGAUCGAGGGCAGAUUCAGUUGGACAUCAGCUAACUUCCCCAAGGAGCAGUCACUUGGAAAAAAGAUCCAAUGGAUUACACAAGAAGGGCUUGGCGGAGUUGGAAUCUCUUCUUUACAAGAUGACGAUCCCAAGGGAAAAUGUGGAGCCGGCUCAUAUCCUUCUCACACCAUGAUCGGCAAGAUGCUGAAAUGCCGAGUGAGAGAGUACCAACGACGUCCACCGAUCCAGUGCACACGUUUAUGCUAUCUAAACGAAGGAGCUGAGGAAUUCGAUCUCAACUUGUUGCUUCCGCACUGGUGCAGCCAUUUUAUCGUUGGUCCCGCUGACAUUCAGUUGAACGACAACGUCGAAGUACCUCCGGCCGUUCCAAAACUUAUGGCUCGCAUCAAUCAAUGGAUGCAGGAUUCUGAAGGGAAGCCUGCAAAAAUUAUUUUAUCGAUUGGUGAACGUCAGUCGAACGACAUCUGGCGGAUGGAACUCGGUUCGAUAAUCAAACGCAAGCAUCUUAUCAACAACAUCAAGAAUUUGGUGCGUUCGUUAGACGUUUCUGGCAUUGAAAUCUCAUGGACACUCGGCCAACUCGACGCAGUCCUGGAUCCCACAUUUCUGUCACAAUUUCUCGCCGAUUUGAGGACAGUUCUACCAAAGAACAUCCACAUUUUCUUGUCCGUGAAUCCAUUGAGCAGCUUCAGUGGUCGCUACGACAUCGACGUAAUCGCAAAUGUAACGAACCUGAUCAUUCUGCAAACUCAUCGUCUACAGUCUUCUCGCGCAACACUCACUGAACAUCAUUCACCGAUGUUCCCCAGCGUGGGAUUGCAAGACGCCAGAAUGACUGUCGAAUCGUUUGUGAAGGACAUGGUAUCCCGAGGUGUGCCCAGGAAGAAAAUUAUUGUAUCGGUCACUUCCGCUCCGACAUCGACAACACUGAAGGACAAAUGGGAUGGCUCUGGCGAAGUGUUCGGACGACCAAUAGACUCGCUUGCUUCGUCGACACUAUUAAAUAGGAUCACUUCACAAACAGAGAUCUGUCGUGCAUUGGAGAACAACAACACAGUUUUCCGUUGGGUGGAAGGCAGCGGUGUUCCCGUCCUUGUCCGUAGCAACGAGUUCGUCGCUUAUGACAAUGAGAAGAGUGCAAAGAUAAAGACUACCUGGAGCUCAUUGAACAACCUGGGCGGUAUGGCUAUUCAUGGUCUACCGCUUGACAACCCUAAUGGAGAGUGCCCUGAACGACCUUUUCCUAUACUGCAGAGCAUCGUAGACACUCAGGUAUGCUCGCUGUGUGCAGCAAAGGCGGAAAAAUCGAACUGUUCGUCGUCCUCGUUCCAGACCGUGUGCAACUACCGUCUUCCGGAGCCAGAUGAAGCACAACGACUUGCUCCUGCAAAUAUUCCAUUCGAGCGAUGUUCUGGUGUGGUGAUCGAGCAUGCGAUGAUCGACGCAAACUCUUCAAUUCAUUUCGUUUCUAAGAAGCAGGAACAAGUCGUAAAGGAACUGAAGAAAUUCCGUUCCCGAGCGAAGAGUUUUGUGAUCUCCCUCCGAUGUUCAAUGCAGGAAAAGGAGUUCGCACAGCUGAUGCAAAGUGCAGCAAAACGUCUGAAGCUGGCAACAUCCAUACGGUCAUUCGUCGAUGGACUGUCGUUCAACGGAGUCGAACUGCGAUGUGCAGACCUGCUCUCGAAGACCACGAAAAUCCAAUUCGCUCAUUUUCUGCGCAUCCUCAAUAAAGAAAUGAAAGCAAAAAAGAGUGACGGCUGUGGAAAUACCGUGAGCUUACGCCUUUCCGCGUGGCAAUCAGACCUCCGUUCCAUCUAUGACAUCGUAGUGCUGAACUCUCUGAAUCAAAUCGUCGUCGAGCCAUUCACCGUCCCUCUCCUACCCGACACCGCUUUUGUCCACUCGCCUUUGUUCCCCAUUAGCAAUCACUCAUCCAUCACUUCUAUUGAUGUCAUUAUUCGGCGAUGGGAAAGCUCGGGUCUGGAUCGAUCAAAGAUUUUACUGCAAAUCCCAUCCUAUGGUAUGGAACAACUGCUGGUGAACAGAUCAGACGUGGGGAUUGGAAGGCCUACGGAGAAAGAAUAUGCCGUCAUAGGUCAAGCAGAGCUGUGUCAACGUCUUAAAUAUGCGGGAACGGUUCGAGAAACUCACUGGGAUUCAAUGAGCGUAAACGCUUGGACGACUGGAGGAAGAUGGAUCAGCAUUGAUGACCAGCAAACUGUCAAAUACAAGAUGCGAUAUGCCCUACGAGAAGGACUUGCCGGUGUUGGCCUGAUGUCGUUAAACGAAGAUGAUCACAUGGGUACUUGUGGAUCCGGUGCUUUCCCAAUAUUACGAUCGAUUGCUGCAAAAUGUCAUUAA